Cyprinodon tularosa is the source of this 2358-nucleotide messenger RNA. It is a transcript of the gene fbxl4, whose product is annotated as F-box and leucine-rich repeat protein 4. Gene Ontology annotation, cellular component: SCF ubiquitin ligase complex. The coding region runs from base 269 to 2110 and encodes 613 amino acids. Lineage: Eukaryota; Metazoa; Chordata; Actinopteri; Cyprinodontiformes; Cyprinodontidae. Gene Ontology annotation, molecular function: protein binding. The transcript has 9 exons. Gene Ontology annotation, biological process: SCF-dependent proteasomal ubiquitin-dependent protein catabolic process. The record is from RefSeq and is a predicted model, not a curated record.
ACAGCCCUAGAACGCAACACGAGCUAAUCGACAGGAAUGUUUUGGGUUUUUUGCCAAUUGAAAUAUCAGGAUAAAGCUGAAGAAAAGAAGACACAUCCAAAUGAAUGGAUCCAAUGAUCUCCGUUUACCGUCAUGCAUGCAGCCGCGCCUCUAGCUUGCGUUUUGUUCGUCCCCACCUCUUGAGACAAUAUGCUACCAGUAGGUGGAGGCUCUUCCUCUGUCUAGCCUCCGUUUCACCCCUCUGCCCCCAUCAUUCCCAGACUUCCCUAUGUUAACCCUCUUGAGCAUGUUUUACUAUAUAUGUCUGCGGCGGCGCUCCAGGAGCGGGACUCGAGGCGAGGCACUGACCAGCCGGCGUGCCGUGGAAUCGGGCCAGCGGGCGGUGCUGCCGGUCAGUGUGGAAGUGGAGCAGUACGCCAAGGAGGUUCUGGACUUCAGCUCCCACUAUGGCAGUGAGAACAGCAUGUCCUAUACCAUGUGGAACCUGGCUGGGGUCCCUAACGUGUACCCCAGUUCCGGGGACUUCACCCAGACCGCCGUCUUCAGAGCUUAUGGGAAGUGGUGGGAACAGUGUUCCAGUGCUCCUUUACCGUUUCGCCGGACUCCCGACAGCUUCCACAGCCAGGAUUACAUCGAGCUGGGCUUUGAGGAGCCGGUCUACCCAACGGCGGUGGAAGUGUUUGAGACCUAUUAUCCUGGAGCCAUCGUCCAAAUCCUGGCUUGCUCUCACAACCCGUUCUCUCAGAACCCUCCGACUGAUGUCAGGUGGGAAGUGUUGUGGUCGGGGGAGCCCACCAAGGCCCUGACUCCCCAAGCUCGACAGUUCUCUCCAAAAAUCAAGCACAUCAACUUUCCCACCAACCUGCUGCGCCUGGAGGUCAACAGCUCCCUGCUGGACUACUACACCGAGCUGGACGCCGUCAUCCUCCGCGGGGUGAAGGAGAGACCCAUGCUGGCGCUUUAUAAGAUGCCUCUCAUCGACAUCAGUGACUUGAGCGACAGCGAGGACGAGCUGUGUGACAUUGGAGGUGCUUUCAAACACGGGGGAGAUGGAAAGCAACACAGGACAGCCAACGGCUACUUUGACAGGCUGCCGUAUGAGCUCAUCCAGCUGAUUCUGAGCCACCUGACCCUGCCAGACCUCUGCCGUCUGGCCCAGAGCUGCAAGCUGCUGCACCAGCACUGCUGCGACCCGCUGCAGUACACCCAGCUGAGCCUGCAGCCAUACUGGGCCCGGCUGAGUGACGCCUCCCUGGGACACCUGCAGAGCAGAUGCACCCUCCUCCAGAGGCUCAACCUGUCCUGGACUGGAAACCGUGGAGCCCUCACCCUGACAGGCUUCAGCAGUUUCAUGAAGGCCCGCGGUCUGAGCCUGGUCUGCCUGGAGUUGUCGUGCUGUCACUUCCUGAAUGAGCCCUGUUUGGAGGUCAUCGCCCAGUCCUGUCCCAGACUGCAGGAGCUUAACCUGUCCUCAUGCGACCGCCUCCAUCCACAGGCCUUCACACACAUCUCCAAACUUGUCCACCUUCGCAGACUGGUGCUGUACCGCACCAAGAUAGAGCAAACAGCCAUCCUCAGCAUUCUGACCUUCUGCCCUGAGAUCAGACAUCUCAACCUGGGGAGCUGUGUGAGGAUCGAAGACUACGAUGUUGUCGCCAGCAUGCUGGCGUCUCGCAGUCGCUCCCUGCUCUCUCUGGACCUAUGGCGCUGCAGGAACCUGACAGACCGAGGCCUGGCUGAGCUCGUUACAGGCUGCAGGAUGCUGGAGGAGUUGGACCUGGGUUGGUGUCCCACCCUGCAGAGCAGCAGCGGCUGCUUCCAGCAACUCGCCCGCAGUCUGCCGCGACUCAGGAAGCUCUUCCUCACUGCCAACCGCACCGUCUGCGACUCGGACAUAGAGGAGCUGGCUAACUGCUGCCCCUCGCUGCAGCACCUUGACAUUCUUGGGACCCGUUUGGUGAGCGCUGCUUCACUCAAGAAGCUCCUCCAGUCGUGUCCUGGACUCGUCCUCCUGGAUGUCUCCUUCUGCUCGCAGAUAGAGACGCGGGUCGUCCAAGAACUCUCCAACCUUUUCCCCAAUGUGGCCAUCAAGAAAAGCUUCACUCAGUGACCUCACCGUCCUCCUGUUUCCCGCCCUCGAUGAGCGAGGAGCUCCCCAGCAGGAGUGGGAAGCUGGAGGAGAUCCUGAGGAUUUAUAGUCUCCUGAUAAAAAAACAAAACCUUCUUAAUUAUUUUGUGGAAACUUGGAAUCAGGGUGGUUUUGUGGUGAAGCUGCGUCUCCCUCUCAUGGUCUUUUAUACUGCCGAACAUCCUAGAGCCUCGACACCACGUCUGUCUGUGACCCUGCCUUUCCAAGGU